UGGAGGGCGCGGCGAUGCGCUGGCCGGGGCGCUGAGCGGGGCGCGCUGGCCUCGCCUGCCUGCCUGGAGAGCGGCUUUUGUCUCGCUUCGCGGCGCGGCGCUGCGGGCAGGAGAGCGGCAAGAGCCCGCCGCAGGCGCCCCUUCCCCGGCCGCCUCUCCGGGGACCGGCCGCGGCUCCGGCUCUCUUACACAAGCGGCGGGGAGGCGGCGGCAGGCGCGGCGCCCGGCAGCCAGCGAGGAGCGCGCCGUCCCCGGCCCGGCCGGCCGGCCUUGUCCGCCGCGGGGGGCCUCUCGAGACCUGAUGGACUUCUGAGAGCUUGCUGGUGACGGAGCUGGUGACAGCAUGGUUAAACACCAACCUUUGCAGUACUACGAGCCGCAGUUGUGCUUGUCAUGCCUGACCGGAAUUUAUGGUUGCCGUUGGAAACGAUACCAGCGGUCACAUGAUGACACCACAAAGUGGGAACGCUUGUGGUUCUUAAUCCUCACCUUCACUUUCUUCCUGACGCUCGUGUGGUUUUAUUUCUGGUGGGAAGUUCACAAUGACUACAAUGAAAUCAACUGGUUUUUAUAUAAUCGAAUGGGAUAUUGGAGUGACUGGUCCAUUCCGAUCCUGGUUUCGACUGCUGCUGGCUUCACAUAUAUCACAGCCUUGUUGAUUUUAGCACUAUGUCACAUAGCAGUGGGACAGCAGUUGAACCUACACUGGAUCCACAAGAUCGGAUUAGUAACUACCCUUAUAGUGACCGUCAUCACGAUGUGUUCGAUAGCACAGCUCUGGGAUGAUGAAUGGGAUAUGGUCAUAAUAUCGUUACAGGCAACGGCCCCCUUCCUGCACAUUGGGGCCCUGGUGGCCGUCACCGCUCUGUCGUGGUUGAUAUCUGGGCAGUUUGCGAGAGCAGAAAGAGCUGGUUCGCAAAUGUUGAUGUUCACAGCCUACUUUGCGGUUGUCAUCGGGCUUUACCUCCUCCCCCUCACCAUCUACUCCCCUUGCUUCAUGGAGAAGAAGGAUCUUGGACCCAAACCCACCAUCAUCGGGCACCAGGGUGCGCCCAAGCUGGCACCGGAGAACACUUUGAUGUCCUUCCAGAAGGCGGUGGAGCAGAAAAUCUACGGAGUGCAGGCGGACGUGGUGAUCAGUUAUGACGGGGUGCCUUUCCUAAUGCGGGACAAGACGUUGCAGAGGACCACCAAUGUAAAGGAGGUGUUUCCAGAGCGGUACUCUGAGCAUUCUUCCAUGUUCAACUGGACCGACCUGGAGAGUCUGAACGCUGGCGAAUGGUUCUUCGAGUACGACCCCUUCUGGACCGCCAGCUCUCUCUCGGACUCUGACGCCAAGCAAGCUAAAAACCAAUCCAUCUGUAAGCUGGCUGACAUGUUGGAAGUGAUCAAGGACAACGUCAGCGUUCUCUUGAACUUCCAGACCUUGCCCAAAGACCAUCCUUUUUACAGCACUUUCCUCAACAUCUCCCUGGAUACAGUCCUCAGUUCGGACAUUCCACAGCAAGCUGUGAUGUGGCUGCCUGACACGGAGCGAAGACUGGUUGAGCAGAUUGCCCCGGGAUUCCAGCAGACCAUCGGUAUCAAAGCUGAUGCACAAAAACUGCGGGACGAAGGCUUCCGGAAACUGAAUCUGCGGUACACCGAGGUCACCCGCGAAGAGAUCAGGGAGUACGCAGCUGCUAAUCUGAGCGUGAACCUGUACAUUGUGAACGAGCCGUGGCUUUACUCCGUCCUGUGGUGCGCUGGAGUUCAGUCUGUCACCUCUGAUAACUCUCACGUCCUCAGCAGGCUGACUUCCCCCCUCUGGCUAAUGCCUCUGGAGGAGUACUGUCUAAUCUGGAUAACAGCCGAUCUCAUUUCAUUUACCGUAAUUGUAGGCGUUUUUAUAUUCCAGAAGUGGCGUCUGGGCAGCAUCAGGACCUACAACCCUGAGCAGAUCAUGCUGAGCGCCGCUGUGCGCCGGUCCAGCCGGGAUGUCAACAUCAUGAAGGAGAAACUGAUUUUUUCGGAAAUCAACAAUGGAGUGGAGACGACGGACGAGCUGUCGCUGUGCUCCGAGAACGGCUAUGCCAAUGAAGUCGUCACGCCCAUGGACCACAGGGACGUGAAGUUACGUAUCAACUGAAGGGCAGGAACUGGCGGACUCUGGAAUGCCCCGCUCUUCCUCGGCUCAAUGGCUCUUUCGCUCUUUCAGGAGCGGCUGAGGAUUGGACUUCCCCUAAUGAACUGUUAUUGCAGUGGACUUCCCGAGGGUGGCCUGGUGCCUCUCUGGAAACUGAAGCUGGCCUGGGUUUCUUUGGAGUUUUUUUUUUUGUAAAUAUGUCCCUUUUUUGUGGUCCUUUUUCCUUGCGUAUUUGGAACGGGGUGUGUACAUACUCGUGAGGAAAAAGCUGGCGACCGGAAAUCCUGCCUUCUGGCUGGGCCAGCCAACAACUGUUGGGGCAAGCCAGUGGGUGAAAGGACCCGCGUGUCUUCUCCACUCCCUUCCUUGGUGCAGCGAUUGUUAGCUGAACUUAUUUAA
Messenger RNA from Eublepharis macularius, 2524 nucleotides. RefSeq names its product glycerophosphodiester phosphodiesterase domain containing 5 (gene GDPD5). The transcript has 16 exons. The record is from RefSeq and is a predicted model, not a curated record. Gene Ontology annotation, biological process: lipid metabolic process; positive regulation of neuron differentiation. NCBI's taxonomy places the organism in Eukaryota, Metazoa, Chordata, Lepidosauria, Squamata, Eublepharidae. Gene Ontology annotation, cellular component: plasma membrane. Gene Ontology annotation, molecular function: glycerophosphodiester phosphodiesterase activity. The coding region runs from base 344 to 2128 and encodes 594 amino acids.